This is a messenger RNA of Hordeum vulgare subsp. vulgare (domesticated barley), 632 nucleotides long. Its product is annotated as acetyltransferase At1g77540-like. The transcript has 2 exons. The record is from RefSeq and is a predicted model, not a curated record. Bases 89 to 481 code for a protein of 130 amino acids. Lineage: Eukaryota; Viridiplantae; Streptophyta; Magnoliopsida; Poales; Poaceae.
AUCGCGACACCACAAGUCCACAAACAAAAUACUAGUACAACCAAAAGAAAACGAAAACACGAACAGAAAAUCACAGCAGUCCACCGCGAUGGCAAACGAUGAGCGCGGCGCCGGCGAGCGGGGAGCGGCGCAGGACAGCGUCGUGUGGAGGGAGGAGGCGGGGAAGUUCGAGACGCCCGACGGCGAGGCCUUCCUCCAGUACCGCCUCGUCGCCCAGCCGCGCGCCUCCUCCGGCGGCGGCGGCGCGUCCCCGGCGGCGAUGGACAUGGUGCACACGUACGUGCCCGGGAGCAAGCGCGGGCAGGGGCUCGCCGCGCGCCUCUGCGACGCCGCCUUCGCGCACGCGCAGCGCCACGGCAUGCGCGUCAUCCCCACCUGCUCCUACAUCUCGGACACGUACCUCCCUCGCAAUCCGGCGUUGCACGAUCUUGUCUACAAGGCUGACGAGCCCAAACGCAGCAGCACCAGCAGUAGCAUGUAGUAGAACAAGUAAAAUCGUGUGCUCAGCUGCUAUGUUAGUGUAUCUCUGAAUAAUCAGUUGCCCAAUUCCCCAACCAUGGCGACGCGCCGCCCCUUGUAAGCCCUACGUCACUGCGACUAUUACGAUUAAGAUUCACGGCAUUCAUGUAAAA